UCCAAACCAAGGAUUACUGAAGGCCAGCAUCAACUGAAAAUGGAGGUCACCAAUGUCACAGAGUAUGAGGCUAUUGCAAAGCAGAAAUUGCCAAAGAUGGCGUUUGACUACUACGCAUCUGGUGCAGAGGACCAGUGGACUUUGCAGGAGAACAGAAAUGCCUUCUCAAGAAUUUUGUUCCGGCCACGAAUUCUUAUUGAUGUGAGCAAGAUAGACAUGGCAACUACUGUUCUGGGCUUCAAAAUAUCCAUGCCAAUCAUGAUUGCCCCAACAGCCUUCCAGAAAAUGGCUCAUCCGGAGGGAGAAUAUGCAACUGCAAGAGCUGCAUCAGCUGCUGGAACAAUCAUGACUUUGUCCUCAUGGGCCACUUCAAGUGUUGAAGAGGUGGCUUCAACAGGACCUGGAAUUCGCUUUUUCCAGCUAUAUGUGUACAAGGAUAGGAAUGUGGUUGCUCAGCUUGUGAGGAGAGCUGAAAGAGCUGGAUUCAAAGCUAUUGCCCUUACUGUUGAUACCCCAAGACUAGGACGCAGAGAAGCUGAUAUCAAGAACAGAUUCAAUCUGCCACCAUAUUUGACAUUGAAGAACUUUGAAGGUUUAAACCUUGGCUCAAUGGACAAAGCUGAUGACUCUGGACUUGCUUCAUAUGUUGCUGGUCAAAUUGAUCGUACUCUAAGUUGGCAGGAUGUGAAGUGGCUCCAGACAAUCACCAAGCUGCCAAUUCUGGUGAAGGGUGUACUGACUGCUGAGGACACAAGGAUAGCGGUACAAAGUGGUGCAGCUGGAAUAAUAGUGUCCAACCAUGGAGCUAGACAACUUGAUUAUGUCCCAGCCACCAUAAGUGCCUUAGAAGAGGUUGUUAAAGCUGCUCAAGGCCGUAUUCCUGUGUUUUUGGAUGGUGGUGUUCGCCGUGGAACUGAUGUCUUCAAGGCAUUGGCACUUGGUGCUUCUGGCAUAUUUAUUGGACGCCCUGUGGUGUAUGCCUUGGCUGCUGAAGGAGAGACUGGUGUGAGAAAAGUGCUGCAGAUGCUCCGCGACGAGUUUGAGCUAACCAUGGCCUUAAGUGGGUGCCGCUCACUCAAGGAAAUCACCCGUGACCACAUUGCCACAGACUGGGACGCUCCUCGCGUUCAGCCUCGUGCCCUGCCAAGAUUAUAAUUAAAAAACCAGAACACUCCAAGUUUGAAACAAACACUACUUGUAUGUGUAUGUCUCAACGUUCUUAUGCUUUCUUUUCCUUUUUUGCCAGAACCAACUCAUUUUAAGGUUCUUAUGCUUCCAAAUCUACCUGCUUCCUAUGUAAGCAUUAUAUGUUGAUACUACUUGUGUUAUUGCUUCUGGGUUCAGUACUCUACUCACUGUAUAUUCUUUUUACCAAAAUACACAACUACUGUUAAAUGA
Molecule: messenger RNA, 1398 nt
Organism: Lotus japonicus
Lineage: Eukaryota; Viridiplantae; Streptophyta; Magnoliopsida; Fabales; Fabaceae
Product: glycolate oxidase 1
Exons: 12
Coding region: 40-1155 (371 amino acids)
Cellular component (GO): peroxisome
Molecular function (GO): oxidoreductase activity; FMN binding
Source: RefSeq, a predicted model, not a curated record